Molecule: messenger RNA, 5756 nt
Organism: Malaya genurostris
Lineage: Eukaryota; Metazoa; Arthropoda; Insecta; Diptera; Culicidae
Gene: CtBP
Product: C-terminal-binding protein
Exons: 10
Coding region: 2002-3375 (457 amino acids)
Molecular function (GO): NAD binding; transcription corepressor activity; oxidoreductase activity, acting on the CH-OH group of donors, NAD or NADP as acceptor
Source: RefSeq, a predicted model, not a curated record
CGACCGGGUGAGACACACAUCAUCGUCGACGAGAUCGUUGGACGCCGCGCGCGUGUGAAGUUUUCCAUAAUCGAAACGAACUCAUGAUUGAGUGAAUGUGCGUACGGGUUCGAGUGUGAAUGUGUGUGUGUCUUUGCGAUUCGGUCUGCACCCUACCGUCCCACCGACACCCCGAGCGUCGUAUCUCGUUCGCGACCGUCACGACCUACCGAGUCAUUGAAGUUGAAAACCGCACCGCGAAAUCCGCACUGUGUUUGCCGUUUUUCGCGGGCUCAGGUUUUACUGGUUCUGCUAUCCCACCGUCGCCCCCGUUGCCGCCUGGUUUGGCCGGCUGUGCUGCCUGUGUCGCAAUCGAGGAAGGUGAAACCGGACCGUGGAACGGGCAACGGAAAGCAAACCAUCAAAUCGUCGGAGCACGUAGUGUGUUUUGUGUGAAGGGAAGGGAGAGACAGUCAUUCUGGAAAACGCGCGCAUAGCAUUUAUUACAGUGUUGUAGAUACACACGUGAAAGGAGCAGACGCGAAGAAAGCACAGGAGUUCAGCGACAGCGGGGUAGUGAAGUGAAGUGUGUUCGCCAAGUGAGUGUGUCCGCCAAGGGCGAGAAGCGCAAGAAUUACAGGCAAAUAAAAGGUCGCAAUAACAUCAAUAUCAACAGCAGCAAGACCAGAGGAGGCAAUUGUAAUAUAAAGCAAAAGCAGCACCUUCUACUAGUGACAGCAGUAGAGCAACGGCAACAAAAACAACAACAUCAACAGCAGCAACAAUAAAAAGGCGAAGAAGCGAGUUCCGUCGUUCGUCCGUCGUGUCAACCCCCGCGGCUCCGGGGUCGAUUUUGUGGCGUUCAAUCUCUCGGCGUGCUUGUUUUUCUGGCGACCUCGACGUUGUCCGUAUUGCUGUUGUUGGUAUCAUCGUGCAUUGACAACGGCUUGGCUUCGUUGCCGGUUGGGAUCACCACCCCCGCGCGUCGUCACUUUUGCGCGCACUGCCUGUGAUUUGCCAGGAAUUUAUUCGUGCUGUUAUCUGUUUUGCUCAAAUCCCCAAAUAUGGAAGUAUAUAGGCGAAAGUGCACUGAUGCGAUGUAUGCAGUAGGCGACGGAUUAUGGCAGAUUAUUCGAUUUAACACAAGGCCAACAGCACUGUUUAGUGAAGCAUAAUCAGCUUGGAGUUGAAUAAGUGUAGCUGUGUGUGUGUGUGCGUUUGUGCCUGUGUGAACCCACGACAGAUGAAUGACGUUCUAGUUUUGCGGUAAACAUGGAAUACAAUGUGGAUUUAAUGCUUUGUACCAGUUAACAAAACCCGCCACAAUGAAGACUACGGUUAGGCGAAAAUAACCUUCCCCAAUAACUCGUAGUCAGAGGACAAAACUAGAGCUAAAAGUUCACGCAAAAUUGUCACCCAUUCAUUGCAAUUUUUUAGACGCGUUCUCACACAUAUACACAUACACACGUGAUGCUGCCAAAGGCACAUCGCUGAUCCAGGAGGGGCAACUAGCUGAUGAUGACCCACUGAAACCAACAGUCGUUCAGCGUGAAUUGAAGAAAAAAUCUGCAAAGCAACUUUUGUUUUUUUCCUUGUACAGUGAAUUCGAGUUGGCGAAGAAGCGAAAAACCAUAACCAUACACAACCCGUCUGUGAAUACAACAAAUUAAUCUGUUAGGAAAAGAGUUACUAAUAUUUAGUCGUUCAUAUAUAUGCACAUAUAUUUCCUACUAUAAGUCAGUGCUUGUGCUGUGUUUAGAUUAAGAGUAAAUCCUAUCCAUACAGUGGUGAAAUUUUAGAAGCAGUUUCCCCGCGAUUUGGAAUUUUCAGUGGCACAGAAAAAUUAAAAAAAAUACACCGUCCGCUGGUGAAUGUGGUGCGAAGUACAUCAGUGUUGAGAAUUCAGUGCAACAGAAGAAAAGGAGUGGGUGAGGUGCGUGAAGAAAACGGUCCGCCAAGAUACUCGCAGUGAUCAUUCGAUAGGAAUAAAAGCUCUCCCCCUCCCGCCAAAAUACGUCAACAAUGUUGCCGAAACGAUCCCGUUUGGGCGAUGUGCGUGGUCCCAUCUCGAACGGGCCGAUGCAGUCACGGCCGCUGGUCGCACUGCUGGACGGUCGGGAUUGUUCGAUCGAGAUGCCGAUUCUGAAGGACGUCGCCACAGUCGCGUUUUGCGACGCGCAAAGUACAUCGGAGAUUCACGAAAAAGUAUUAAACGAAGCAGUUGGAGCACUGAUGUGGCACACAAUCAUCCUCACGAAAGAAGAUCUGGAAAAGUUCAAAGCGCUGCGGAUAAUUGUUCGCAUUGGCAGUGGUGUGGAUAACAUCGACGUGAAGGCAGCCGGCGAACUCGGGAUCGCAGUGUGCAACGUGCCCGGUUACGGAGUCGAGGAGGUCGCCGAUACCACUAUGUGUCUGAUUUUGAACCUGUACCGGCGAACGUACUGGCUUGCGAACAUGGUACGGGAGGGCAAAAAGUUCACAGGACCCGAACAGGUGCGAGACGCGGCACAGGGUUGCGCAAGAAUACGGGGAGACACCUUGGGCCUGGUUGGACUGGGCAGAAUAGGCAGCGCCGUGGCACUGCGAGCGAAGGUGUUCGGUUUCAAUGUGAGCUUCUACGACCCGUACUUGCCCGAUGGUAUCGAGAAAUCUCUUGGUUUGAACCGAGUCUACACCCUGCAAGAGCUGUUAUUCCACUCGGACUGUGUAUCGCUACACUGUACAUUAAAUGAACAUAAUCAUCACUUAAUUAACGAGUUCACGAUUAAACAGAUGAGACCCGGUGCAUUUCUAGUGAACACAGCCCGCGGUGGUUUGGUGGAUGACGAAGCGCUUGCCCACGCACUGAAGCAGGGCAGAAUUCGGGCGGCUGCGUUAGAUGUUCAUGAGAAUGAGCCAUACAAUGUAUUUCAGGGUGCCCUGAAAGAUGCCCCGAACCUACUGUGUACACCACAUGCUGCGUUCUACAGCGAGGCGGCCACGACCGAACUGCGCGAGAUGGCUGCCAGUGAAAUCCGGCGGGCAAUCAUUGGCAAUAUUCCGGACUGUCUACGGAACUGCGUGAACAAGGAAUACUUCCUGCGAUCGUCGACAGGCGGUGGCGCCGGAGGAUACUCAGAAGAUAAAAAACUUAUAGCUGGUAUAAAUGGCGGCUAUUAUUCAGGUGGAUUACAGCAAGCACAUAGUACAACACCGCUCGAGGCACCGCACAGUGCUGGAUCACACGGGCCGCCCAGUGGUCCCCCGCCACCAUCCGUCGCCGCACCACCUGUCUCCGCUGUAACAGCGCCACCACCACAAGGUAUACAACAUUCUAUGGUCAGCAAAUCGCCUCUUAGUGCCCCCGAUCCAAGUAAUCAUCAUUCGGUUAAGCCGGAACCAUCGGAAGUACAUUAGUUUCAUUAUUAUUAUUAUGUAUGACUUAUUAUUAGUUACGAUUACGUGACAAAAGUGGACAACAGAGGAAAAGAUAGAGAGGAGAGAUAGUGACAGAGAGGAAAAGCAAAACGGAAAAAGAAAACUUUUUUUUUAAUUUGAACGUAAGUAAAAUAAAGAGAAUAAAAACACAAGUGAGGGAUUAAAAACGACAAAAAAUAACUGAAGAAUUAUAUAUUGAGAAAGAGGAAACAAUGAGGAUCGAUAAUAAUUAUUAUGAUAAACAGUAAGAAGGAAAAAAAAACAAUUGUGAGAAAUGAUUAUUAGUAAGAUGUGAGAAGUUACUGCAAAAAGUAUAAGAAAAAAAAUAAUGUGAAAAAAAGAAGUAAUACAAAAUAGUUUUGUGUUUAAGAGGAGAAACAACUAUGUAUAGAGAUACUAAACAGGUGUAAACAAAACUGAGCAGCAGCCACGCAACCACAACCAACAACACAACCACCAUAACUGAACGGUUUUGCAGUGCCGGACAGUUCUCAACUCCAAAUUUUUCAGAUCCGACAAGUUGAAACAAAAAGAUUCUCGCUUUCAUGGAGAUAUAACAUUUAACAAAAAAAAACACACACAUAGACGGAAGGUUAUUGAAGCAAAUAUGUAGACAAAAGUUUGAAAACAAAAAACUGGAUUGUACUCACGUUGAAACGAUUACAAACACGCGAAUACAGCUAUGUGUUGUAGUGGUACAUUUAAAAUGAAUUGCUUCCUUUUUUGUUUUAAAACUCUUAAUAAUAAUGAAUUCGAUUAUAUUUUAUUGUCUUUGUAAGUAGAAGAACAGAAAUUCCUUUUAUUUUUUAAUGUAUGUAGAGAGAUAACUUAGGAAAGUAAACGAAAUAAAGGGCAGAAUACUUGAGUACGUAUGUGAGAGAAAUUUUCCAUGGUAGGAAAAGUGUUGAAGAUAGGAAGACAGCGUUACAUCGCACUGUCGGAAACUAGGCAAGUUGGGUGAGUAGCUCGGGGACGAUACGAUUUUUCUGGGACGUAACGACGACGAAUUAUUAUUAUUUCAUAUUUCAAUAUAUUCCCACAUAUUCAAAUGGUAAGUUGACUGUCUCAUCUUACAAGCGUAUCUCAUUUCAAUGUUGUCGCCUAGUACAUCUUCGAAUAGCGCAACACUACUCAUCAAAUAUUCUCAGUCUAGUUAGAAUAACCAGGAAACCCAUUAACACCCUAUUCGAAAAUACUCUCCAGUCUAGUUAUUGUUGAUAUGUUUCUAAACAAUUAGAGCAAAGUUUUCCUUGCUGAAUUCUUUAAAAAAAAUAACUCAACAGCGCUGGAAAUAUAGUACAAGGACCGAUUUUCGGAUCUUGACUACUGUCAAAUUACUGUCGUUUAUACAAAUCUCUGUUUGUUGACAUCUUGCUAAAAUUCCCGAGCUAUAUUCCUCUCAUGCAAGAUCUCGGAAAUUCCGAGUGAAUAGUGGAAGACGUUGAAGAACAUAAACCGCGUGGUAACGAAAAUAAGGUAAUGCGCGACCGACAAGUUUUAAUCUAAAUCAUAAGAGCAGGAGUUCCCCUCUAACCGUAUGCUUUAAGAAUGUAAGUGGAAUUUAAUGGGAGGAAACAAACAAACACAUGAAUGCAAAUACAAGAGGUAUCAAGAUACACUAACUCAUCCACAAUGCUAGGCACAAAGGAAUGGGCAUGGAAUAUGCAGCGGAAAACGAAUGUUAUUUCAGCGGUAUGGAUUAUCCUAGACAGAAGAAGUAAAAACAGAAAAACAAAAUUCAAACCUCUGCUCUGUUACAGUACAGUGCCGACCAAAAAAUAGUAGUUUUCCCUUUUGUGCAAAAUAAAAAAGAAACCCUAUGUAUACCAACCAAUCCGGGGCAUACAGUCACCCAUAUGCGCUCGUUAGGAAAAUUCACAAACAGAAGAAACGAUUAGAAGAAAAUACUAAAUUGCUCGCAAACACAACACACAGAAAUAGUGUCGAUUUUCGGAAUGUCGUUCCACAAGUGCCGGAACGCAGAAUGAAGAAUAACUAGCAGACAAUGCAAAGGAUCAGAUAAGCAAACUGUAGCAUCUCGUUCCGGAACUAGACGGAAAGGCUUUCCGAAAACGGCUACAGUGUCAGAGACAGAAAGAAGAGCAACAGCAACACAGAUUAGAAUUAAUUCCUAUGUAGAACUGGGCAUUUGUUGUUUGGGACGCAACAACAUGCAAAUAAACAGCAAAUGAAAAUAAAGUAAAAGAAAAGAAAAAUAAUAGAACAAACAUUCAUUCCUUUGCGAAAAACAUUAUUAUUGAGCAAACAGAAUACAAAGAAGAAUCAUCUGUAAUUGAAAUGAAAGAGCAUGGGUAAAAAAAAUGGAUGGCAUAAAUAAAAAUGAAAUGGGUAAAAAGAUA